GGUCGUUUCAUACUCUGUCGCGACGGAAAGCGAGACGACUCUUUGCGCGCGCAAUGCUAAUCUUCGGACAUAGGGAUCCGACCGAUAAACGAGGCCUCUACGAGAAAAUCCGCGGGCUAUCGAAGGAGGAGGUCGAAAAGGUAGUUAGCGAAUAUUUUGGGCUGAAGGAAGCCCGGUAUGUCGAAACACGGGACUCGAGCCAGGAGGAGGCGGUGAAGACGCCUUGCGUCGUGUUCCUGAUCAUCGGCAAGUUUGAGGUCGGCGGCAAUAGUUGCGAUCUGGCAUACGUAGGGUAUACCGUCAUCGAUGAAACCGAGAUAAAAUUGGCGCAUCACUCAGCCGUCGUCAUCAUGCCGCUGAGUUGAAUCAAGA
Messenger RNA from Verticillium dahliae VdLs.17, 372 nucleotides. RefSeq lists its product as uncharacterized. NCBI's taxonomy places the organism in Eukaryota, Fungi, Ascomycota, Sordariomycetes, Glomerellales, Plectosphaerellaceae. The record is from RefSeq and is a predicted model, not a curated record. The transcript is spliced from 2 exons. Bases 54 to 365 code for a protein of 103 amino acids.